UUCUCGACACACAACGAUUAGCCUCAGUCGCCAGCACUCUCCUCUUCCAUUUUACCACGAUUGAUUGCACCUCGCCCAGUUGCGCUUAUGAAAGGGCGCCCGUCACUUUUCACCUCACAGGACUAUCUCUCUGACCACUUGUGGAAGGCUCUUACACCAUAAGGGCUAUAACCUUCAACAGACACUACCACUUCUCCAGCCUUGACAUUAUCCAUCUGUGACCAACAAUGCUUCCCCAGAUGACGGCCCGGUUCGUCCAACCCACAGCUAAGGGCGCCUUGUGCCUGAGCUUUGUUGGCCGGUCCCAGACCCGUUUUACUUCCAAGAAAGCUUUUGCCGGAGGCAGCAGUGGCAGGAAUAUGCCUGUCCAUUUGUCUCGUGCCACCGCCCCGGUUAAGAACCUCGAUGCUACACUCACUAUUCGGGAUGGUCCCGUCUUCUCCGGCCGUGCCUUCGGCGCCAAUUCAAACAUUUCAGGCGAGGCCGUCUUUACUACAUCGCUAGUCGGCUAUCCUGAGUCUAUGACAGAUCCUUCCUAUCGCGGUCAGAUUCUAGUCUUCACCCAACCGCUCAUUGGAAACUACGGUGUUCCUUCAAAGGAACUUGACCAGUGGAAUCUUCUCAAAUACUUUGAGUCACCACAUAUUCAGUGUGCUGGUGUGGUUGUCGCCGAUGUGGCUGAGAAAUAUAGCCACUGGACGGCUGUCGAGAGCCUUGGUGAUUGGUGCGCUCGCGAAGGUGUCCCCGCGAUUUCGGGUGUUGACACUCGCGAAAUUGUCACCUACCUCCGAGAGCAGGGAUCCUCCCUUGCAAGGAUCACUGUUGGCGACGAAUACGAUGCCGAUGAGGACGAGAGCUUCAUUGACCCUGGCCAGAUUAAUCUGGUCAAGCGCGUAAGCACCAAGGCUCCAUUCGUUGUUGAGUCGCCGGGUGCUAGUCUUCAUGUGGCUUUGAUCGACUGCGGUGUCAAGGAAAAUAUCCUGCGCAGUCUGGUCAGCCGCGGCGCCUCGGUCACGGUGUUCCCGUACAACUACCCUAUUCAUAAGGUUGCCGCUCACUUCGAUGGUGUCUUCAUCUCCAAUGGCCCUGGUGAUCCCACACAUUGCCAGGAAACCAUCUAUACUCUUGGUAGGCUGAUGGAAACAUCCUCUGUACCUAUCAUGGGCAUCUGCUUGGGUCACCAGCUCCUUGCCCUCGCCGCCGGCGCUCGAACCAUCAAACUGAAGUACGGAAACCGGGCGCACAACAUUCCCGCAUUGGACCUCACGACAGGCCAGUGCCACAUCACCAGCCAAAACCAUGGUUACGCUGUGGAUGCCAGCACCCUUCCGAGCGAGUUCAAGGAGUACUUUGUCAAUUUGAAUGACGGUAGCAAUGAAGGCAUGAUGCACAAGACGCGCCCCAUCUUCUCCACGCAGUUCCACCCCGAGGCGAAGGGUGGUCCCAUGGACAGCUCCUACCUGUUUGACAAAUAUAUGCAGAACGUGCAGAUGUUUAAGAACAGCGAGAAGGUGUACAAGGACAACCGCCCCAGUCAGCUCAUGCUGGAUAUCCUCAGCAGGGAACGAGUCGGCGUGGAGCCAGUAAAGGUUGCAGGGAGCAUGGGGACGUACCUCAUGAUAUCUGGCGCUUUGGGUUCGUUUCAUUAUGGUGCCAUGGUGCAAGAGAUGGUCGUGUGGAACGAGCAAGUAUGA
Sodiomyces alkalinus F11 is the source of this 1694-nucleotide messenger RNA. RefSeq names its product carbamoyl-phosphate synthase. Gene Ontology annotation, biological process: 'de novo' pyrimidine nucleobase biosynthetic process; L-glutamine metabolic process; L-arginine biosynthetic process. The record is from RefSeq and is a predicted model, not a curated record. Gene Ontology annotation, cellular component: cytoplasm; carbamoyl-phosphate synthase complex. NCBI's taxonomy places the organism in Eukaryota, Fungi, Ascomycota, Sordariomycetes, Glomerellales, Plectosphaerellaceae. The transcript has 6 exons. Bases 228 to 1694 code for a protein of 488 amino acids. Gene Ontology annotation, molecular function: carbamoyl-phosphate synthase (glutamine-hydrolyzing) activity.